Molecule: messenger RNA, 4121 nt
Organism: Seriola dumerili (greater amberjack)
Lineage: Eukaryota; Metazoa; Chordata; Actinopteri; Carangiformes; Carangidae
Gene: nckap1
Product: NCK associated protein 1
Exons: 31
Coding region: 209-3589 (1126 amino acids)
Biological process (GO): cell morphogenesis; cell migration; cell projection assembly
Cellular component (GO): SCAR complex
Source: RefSeq, a predicted model, not a curated record
CCCUGUGACCGAAAAAACAGGCAGGGAGACGGUGGGGUGGAGUACAGGAAGCCGCUAUCCCUGAGUAGCUGAACAUGGGCGAAAUCUAAUAACUACACCAAUCACUGCUUCUUUUUUCCUUCCCUUCGGAACUAGAGGCUGCGGGAGAGCUGUGAUAUUUAUUUUUUUUUCCUGGAUUGAAUCGGAGAUUUAACCGAACAGCGAGAAGAUGUCUCGGGGAGUGAUCCAGCCCAGCCAGCAGAAACUGGCAGAAAAACUCACCAUCCUCAACGACAGAGGCAUCGGGAUGUUGACCCGUGUUUACAAUAUCAAAAAGGCAUGCGGCGACCCCAAGGCUAAGCCCUCCUAUCUCGUUGAUAAGAACCUGGAGUCUGCGGUUAAAUUUAUCGUCAGGAAGUUCCCUGCUGUGGAGACACGCAAUAAUAACCUGGCUCAGCUGCAGAAGGAGAAGUCAGAGAUCCUGAAGAACCUGGCUCUCUACUAUUUCACCUUUGUAGAUGUCAUGGAAUUCAAGGACCAUGUGUGUGAGCUGCUGAACACUAUCGACGCCUGCCAGGUCUUCUUUGAUAUUACGGUGAACUUUGACCUGACCAGGAACUACCUGGACCUGGUGGUGACUUACACCACUCUGAUGAUAAUACUGUCUCGCAUAGAGGAGAGGAAAGCCAUCAUAGGACUGUACAACUACGCCCACGAGAUGACACAUGGAGCCAGCGACCGGGAGUACCCCAGGUUGGGCCAGAUGAUUGUGGAUUAUGAAAACCCUUUGAAGAAGAUGAUGGAGGAGUUUGUUCCACACGGAAAGUCGCUGUCAGAUGCGCUGAUCAGUCUUCAGAUGGUCUACCCCAGGAGGAAUCUGUCCGCUGACCAAUGGAGGAACGCCCAGCUGCUCUCUCUCAUCUCUGCCCCCUCCACCAUGCUCAACCCCGCUCAGUCAGACACUAUGCCGUGUGAAUAUCUGUCACUGGACACGAUGGAGAAGUGGAUUGUUUUUGGUUUCAUCCUGUGUCAUGCAGUGCUGAACAGCGACGCAGCAGCGUUGUCUCUGUGGAAGUUGGCUCUGCAAAGCUCCACCUGCCUCUGCCUGUUCAGGGAUGAAGUCUUCCACAUCCACAAGGCCGCAGAGGAUCUGUUUGUGAACAUCAGAGGGUACAACAAACGCAUCAACGACAUCAGAGAGUGCAAAGAGCAGGCCCUGUCUCACGCGGGCUCCAUGCACAGAGAGAGACGCAAGUUCCUCAGAUCAGCUCUGAAGGAGUUGGCUACUGUUUUAGCCGAUCAGCCUGGACUGCUGGGUCCUAAGGCGUUAUUUGUGUUCAUGGCCUUGUCCUUUGCCCGGGACGAGAUCAUCUGGCUGCUUCGACACGCAGACAACAUCCAGAAGAAAAGCACAGACGACUUCAUAGACAAACACAUAGCAGAGUUGAUCUUCUACAUGGAGGAGCUCAGAGCUCAUGUCAGGAAGUACGGCCCCGUGAUGCAGCGAUACUACGUCCAGUACCUUUCUGGCUUCGAUGCCGUGGUGCUGAAUGAACUGGUGCAGAACCUGUCUGUGUGUCCAGAGGAUGAGUCUAUAAUCAUGUCUUCAUUUGUCAACACUAUGACGUCUCUCAGUGUGAAACAAGUGGAGGAUGGAGAGGUGUUUGACUUCAGAGGCAUGAGGCUGGACUGGUUCAGACUGCAGGCCUACACAAGUGUCUCUAAGGCCAGUCUCGGUAUCGCCGAUCACAAGGAGCUCGGGAAAAUGAUGAACACCAUCAUCUUCCACACAAAGAUGGUGGAUUCUCUGGUGGAGAUGCUGGUGGAGACGUCAGAUCUGUCCAUUUUCUGCUUCUACAGCCGUGCAUUUGAGAAGAUGUUCCAGCAGUGCCUGGAGCUUCCCUCCCAGAGCCGACACUCCAUCUGCUUCCCUCUGCUCUGCACACACUUCAUGUCCUGCACACACGAGCUCUGCCCCGAGGAGCGUCACCACAUAGGGGAUCGAAGCCUGUCGUUGUGUAACAUGUUUCUGGAUGAGAUGGCCAAACAGGCCAGAAACCUGAUCACUGACAUCUGCACUGAACAAUGUACACUCAGCGACCAGCUGCUUCCCAAGCACUGUGCGAAAACCAUCAGCCAGGCCGUGAACAAGAAGAGCAAGAAGGCGACGGGGAAGAAAGGCGAGCCGGAGAGGGAGAAACCGGGAGUGGAGAGCAUGAGGAAGAACAGACUACUGGUCACCAAUCUGGAUAAACUCCACACAGCGUUAUCUGAACUCUGCUUCUCCAUCAACUACGUUCCCAACUUGGUGGUCUGGGAGCACACUUUCACACCGAGAGAGUACCUCACCUCACACCUGGAGAUCCGAUUUACCAAGUCCAUAGUGGGGAUGACUAUGUACAACCAGGCUACUCAGGAGAUAGCCAAGCCCAGUGAGCUGCUGACCAGCGUACGGGCCUACAUGACCGUGCUGCAGUCCAUAGAGAACUACGUCACCAUCGACAUCACCCGGGUCUUCAACAACGUGCUCCUGCAGCAGACGCAGCACCUGGACAGCCACGGUGAACCCACCAUCACCAGUCUGUACACAAACUGGUACUUGGAGACGCUGCUCCGUCAGGUCAGUAACGGACACAUCGCCUACUUCCCCGCCAUGAAGGCCUUCGUCAACCUGCCCACCGAGAACGAACUGACUUUCAACGCUGAGGAAUACUCCGACAUCUCUGAGAUGCGUUCGCUGUCAGAGCUGUUGGGGCCGUACGGUAUGAAGUUCCUCAGCGAGAGUCUGAUGUGGCACAUCUCAUCACAGGUCGCAGAGUUGAAGAAACUGGUGGUGGAGAACAUGGAGGUUCUGACCCAGAUGAGGACGAGCUUUGACAAACCAGACCACAUGGCUGCGCUCUUCAAGAAGCUCACCUCUGUGGACAGUGUUUUGAAGAGGAUGACCAUCAUUGGAGUCAUUUUGUCCUUCCGCUCCCUCGCUCAAGAGGCUCUGAGAGAUGUGUUAUCCUGUCAUAUUCCUUUCCUGGUCAGUUCGGUGGAAGAUUUCAAGGACCACAUUCCCCGAGAGACGGACAUGAAGGUGGCCAUGAAUGUCUACGAGCUGUCGUCAGCAGCGGGUUUACCCUGCGAGAUCGACCCGGCUCUGGUGGUGGCUCUGUCCUCGCAAAAAAGUGAGAACAUCAGUCCAGAGGAGGAGUAUAAGAUCGCCUGCCUGCUAAUGGUGUUUGUGGCCGUUUCACUGCCGACGCUGGCGAGCAACGUGAUGUCCCAGUACAGCCCUGCCAUCGAAGGCCACUGUAACAACAUCCACUGCCUGGCCAAAGCCAUCAACCAGAUCGCUGCUGCUCUCUUCACCAUCCACAAGGGAAGCAUAGAGGACCGCCUCAAAGAGUUCCUGGCUCUGGCCUCAUCCAGCCUGCUGAAGAUCGGCCAGGAGACGGACAAGAUGACGACACGUAACAGAGAAUCUGUCUACCUGCUGCUGGACAUGAUCGUGCAGGAGUCUCCCUUCCUGACCAUGGACCUGCUGGAGUCCUGUUUCCCCUAUGUCCUGCUGCGAAACGCCUACCACGCCGUCUAUAAACAGAGCAUCAGCGCUAAUGCAUAGAAAACACAGUAAACACACAGCAAAAGGCCCCAAUAUGCUGUCUACCAUCAGCGCUUUAGCGCUCGUGCGACAACAAACACACACUAACAGCGUACACUAGAGACAAACUAAACACUAAACUAUGCCUACAAUGCCUCAGCGUACUAUCCUGACAACGAAAACACAGUCGGCGUCGACAUGCGCACACACAAAAUGUCGACACCCGCAUGACACCGAACGUGUAGCAUUUAAACAAGACCACACUAAAUCCAGAACAAAAUGCUGCACACUAAACUAAACUCCAAAAGAAGAUGUAAAACACACACAAUUCAUUCCACAAAGUCAAAACAGAAAAAGAAGAAACACUGAAAUUAGGCAGAAACAUAAACGCAGAUACACACUAGCUGGAUGAAGUUGGGGGAUCAGUGUCUUUAUUUUAAUCAUUGUACUUUUUUCAUGAUGUUGCCAGGGACCAUAACCAUAGCAACACAUAAUAUACCAUAUGUUUGGUUGGUAUAAAAGAACAAAAAUAUAAAUAUAUAGUAUAUAUAUA